This is a messenger RNA of Plenodomus lingam JN3, 1464 nucleotides long. RefSeq lists its product as uncharacterized. NCBI's taxonomy places the organism in Eukaryota, Fungi, Ascomycota, Dothideomycetes, Pleosporales, Leptosphaeriaceae. The record is from RefSeq and is a predicted model, not a curated record.
AUGUCUUUUGUAAGGCGACUGCACGAGUGUUUCAGCCGUCAAACCUCAGACGGUCUCAUGUCCGCGUGGGAGUGGAUACAGAAGCGCCGAGCAGAUCACUUUAUGCAGCCAGUCAAUCGUUCACGAGGACCCAGCUACUCUUUUGCGUUGUUGAGUACUGCAUGCAUUGUAUCAUUCUGUGUUUCGACUGCCUGCAUCCGCUGGGCGUCCAUCACACGCUCUUUCCUCCUUAUUGCCUCAGCAGAAAGCUCCAGCAGUUCUGUGUUUCUGCCCAUCGACUGGGCGAACAGGACCUCAGGAGCAACUCAUGAAUGCGAGAUCGAUCUCGAUCAAUCGAUCUACAUCAUGACUUAUUUACGCCCGGGAUUUGUAGUGGUCAUUGUCGGAGCGACUUUGACUUCGAUAUCGACCGUCAUCGUCGGGCUGAGAUACUAUUGUCGAUACUUUCUCAUGGGCACCAUCACCGCAAGUGAUCAUCUCAUGUUGACGGCAUUGGUCCUCUCUUGGGGCAACUUUGUCAUCAACUAUUAUCAAGAUGAGACAAGCAGCAAAUUCCGACCAAGUUAUAUCCGGAUACCAGAGAAACGACUGGAGGUAGAAGCAUCAUUGCGCGGUACCUUAAUCACAUGGUGGCUCUACCGCAUCACUUACAUCGUCGGGCUAUGCUUUGUCAAACUCAGCAUUCUCUAUUUCUACCGAGCAAUCGCUGCGCAGCGGACAUUUCGGCGCAUAGUUCACGCCACCAUUGCCUUCGUUUCCUUGUACACGAUUGCCGCAGCCAUAGCCGGCAUCUUCCAAUGCCAAAAGCCAUCAGAUUCGUGGGACACUGCAAACUACUUUGCGCAGUUCGACCGUAACCCAAACACGAAGCAAAAACAGCUUGCGUGCUUCGAUCCCACCAAACUCUGGAUAUUUUGCGGCGCAGCCAAUCUGCUUACCGAUGUGAUCAUCUUGCUGAUGCCCAUACCGGCGCUACUCAGCCUACGGGUGCCAGUCAGCAAACGCCUGGCACUCAUUGGGAUUUUCUCCGUUGGCAUCAUGGCCAUCAUAGCGAGCUCAGUACGCAUGUGGGUCAUGAUGCUGUGGGCCGAGUCGCCGUACAACAGCGCACGUUUCGGCGUGGAUUUGCUUCUCUGGGGCCAAGUCGAGACAAACGCUGGUAUCAUCUCCGCGUCUGUACCUUUCCUGCGGCUACUCUUCACGGGGGGUAAAGAUAGGCAGCAACAGGCAGGCACACCACUAGUAAGAGUCGAACCACCAAAGCCCAUGGGCGGUGUAGACCAGCACAACCAAAACCGAGCCCCUCAGCUUGAGGCAGAGGCGGGGGCAUUUGGAUUGGAAGAGGGGAAAGCGGGCGAGAAGAGUCCGAGAUGGGGACCGUUCAUUACUGUGCCAGAGAGUUUGAGCUUGAGGAGCCGGAACAGUACGAGUUUGGAGCCUACGAGACCGCUCAGUGCGGUGUAA